GCCCUGGCCGGGCACUCCUGUCUUCUGCACCCGGCUAGCAGUUAGGACGACCAUGGCUACCGGCCACCGCCUCCUGCUGGAGAACGCGCGGCAAGUGGUGCUGGUGUGCGCCCGCGGCGAGCGCUUCCUGACCGGGCCCGCGCUGCGCAGCCUGGCCGUGCUGGAGGGUGCCAGCCUGGUGGUGGGCUCGGAUGGGUUUAUAAAAGCUAUUGGCCCUGCGGACGUUAUCCAAAGACAGUUUUCCGGAGAAACUUUUGAAGAAAGAAUUGACUGCUCUGGGAAAUGCGUCUUACCAGGACUGGUGGACGCGCACACACACCCCGUGUGGGCUGGCGAAAGGGUCCAUGAGUUUGCCAUGAAGUUGGCAGGAGCCACUUACAUGGACAUUCACCAGGCCGGAGGAGGGAUCAACUUCACGGUGGAGCACUCUCGCCAGGCCUCGGAGGAGGAACUCUUCCGCUCCUUCCGGCAGCGGCUGCAGUGCAUGAUGAGGGCCGGCACCACGCUGGUGGAGUGCAAGAGCGGAUACGGCCUCAACCUGGAGACGGAGCUCAAGAUGCUGCGCGUAAUCGAGCGCGCCCGGCGGGAGCUGCCCCUGGGCCUCUCUGCCACUUACUGCGGGGCUCACUCAGUCCCCAAAGGGAAAACUGCCAUUGAGGCCACUGAUGACAUCAUCAAUAAUCACCUGCCAAGGCUGAAGGAACUCAGCAGAAAUGGGGACCUACACAUUGACAACAUAGACGUGUUCUGUGAGAAGGGUGUCUUUGAUCUGGAUACCACCCGAAGGAUUCUUGAGGGUGGAAAAAAGAUGGGGUUACAGAUCAACUUCCACGGGGAUGAACUCCACCCAAUGAAGGCCGCGGAGCUUGGGGCUGAACUGGGAGCACAGGCCAUCAGUCACCUGGAGGAAGUAAGCGACGAAGGCAUCGCUGCCAUGGCUGCGGCUAAGUGUUCCGCUGUCCUUCUGCCUACCACGGCCUACAUGCUGAGGUUGAAGCAGCCUCGAGCCAGGAAGAUGCUCGAGGAGGGAGUCAUAGUUGCCCUGGGCAGCGAUUUCAACCCCAAUGCCUACUGCUUUUCAAUGCCGAUGGUCAUGCACCUGGCCUGUGUGAACAUGAGAAUGUCCAUGCCCGAGGCCUUGGCCGCUGCCACCAUCAAUGCAGCUUACGCGCUGGGGAAGUCUCACACACACGGAUCUUUGGAAGUUGGCAAGCAGGGGGAUGUCAUCAUCAUCAAUGCAUCCAGAUGGGAACAUUUGAUUUACCAGUUCGGAGGCCAUCACGAAUUAAUUGACUAUGUUAUAGCUAAAGGAAAAGUCAUCUACAAAAAGUGACAGAGCUGGACCAGUGAGAUAGCUCAGUGGGUAAAGUCUCCUGUCAGCAAGCCUGCCGACCGGAGUUGGAUCCCUGGGACUCACAUUGUGGGAGGAGAGAUCUCCUAGGAGUUACUCUCUGACCUCCAGAAGCUCACUGUGGUGUGUACCUGACUCCUCCGCUCCCCACGACGCUGCCACGUAAAUAAAUGUAAUAAGAUAAGAAUGUAUUCUAAUAAUGAUAGGUCUGGAAGGAAAGAGAAGACACGUUCUCUGUAUCAACUAAACCCCCAUAAGUUGAAGCACUUCCGUAGCUUGCCAGAACCCACGUCACUUCAACCUAAUCGUAUGUCAUGCCCUUCUGUUAGCUUGGAAACUCAAGGGGUUAGCUUAUUUGACUUGAACGUGUGUGCCUGGAUGUGUAAACAGGCAAACCUAUUGGGAUGCAAUGUAGAGUCGUUUCUCCAAGGCUGGCUACAGAUAUUCUGGGGUGGGUAUGAUGAGAUAGCUCUGCUCCUCUGUGGAGAAACACACUUGUCCUGAGAGUUCUGUUUUGUGUUUGAAAGUGAUCUGCCCCAAUGAGGCCAACGGGACCAUUUCCUCAGAAACAAACAGAAUCUUCUCUCCCUACAGUUUGUCUUUUGAGAUGCUUUCUAGUCUGGGGCAGAGGUGGCCUUCCAUUUUUAACAUCUUGUCAGCCUUUGGAAUGAAGCUUCACCACAGAGUUCAACACUUGAUAUCUUGCACAGACAUGAAAAAUCUCCUAUAUGGCCGGGCAGUGGUGGCGCACGCCUUUAAUCCCAGCACUCAGGAGGCAGAGGCAGAGGCAGGCGGAUCUCUGUGAGUUCGAGACCAGCCUGGUCUACAAGAGCUAGUUCCAGGACAGGCUCCAAAACCACAGAGAAACCCUGUCUCGAAAAACCAAAAAAAAAAAAACAAAACAAAACAAAACAAAACAAAACAAAACAAAAAAUCUCCUAUAUGAAUGCAUUUUGAUUAACACCGACAAAGUAGCUUUAAAAAAAAAAAUCUUCCCGCUAAAGCCUUUUCCUAUCACAAAGCCAUGGAAAAGGUUUUAUCGUAUAAAUAUUGCCACCAUUGCUCCUGCAGCCCCGGAAGUAGUACAGCAGUGUUGUCGGCAGCGUGUUUGGAUUUCAAAGAACAAAUCACAGAAUCAUUUGCAGAAUGAUUAUUUGCGUAAAGUGGUAUUUCUCACGCCACAUCGGCUUACUUGGGAACCUGUAAAACUGUUUCCGAGAUCUUUGUGAUGGUAGCGUUAUCGAACACUGUCCACUUUACAAAGUAGUGAUUUCACAAAUAAACAUUAGUUGCCAAACCAUC
Molecule: messenger RNA, 2653 nt
Organism: Alexandromys fortis (reed vole)
Lineage: Eukaryota; Metazoa; Chordata; Mammalia; Rodentia; Cricetidae
Gene: Amdhd1
Product: amidohydrolase domain containing 1
Exons: 9
Coding region: 53-1333 (426 amino acids)
Cellular component (GO): cytoplasm
Molecular function (GO): imidazolonepropionase activity
Source: RefSeq, a predicted model, not a curated record